AUGUUAUUGUUUCGUCGUAAGAAAAAAUAUAAAUAUCAUGACAUUUUAUUGACAGUUGAAUCUACUGAUGAUUUUGGAUAUCAUUCAGAGUGUCUAAAAAAAAUUACAGUUCUGAAGCAAAAAGAUAAAGAAGAAUUCGAAGAUUUUUGCAAAACACAAGCUAUCCCGAGCCUCCCUUCAGGUCUUCAUGAACAAACUAUUCCUGCUGUAAACUGUGAUCUAGAAGAAUCAAGGGCUACAUUAAACGAUCAACCGACUACACUUUCAGUAGACGAACAGCUUAGUACGACUGCUUUAAACGAGCAGCCUAGUACAUCUGCGCAGGAGGAUGAUCAUUCUCAGUGUAUUCAAAAUUUGUCAUCUGCUGGUACAAUAUCCCAGCAAGCUAAUUCAUCAACAAUUAUAAAUAAAAAGUCAGCCUGCCUUUUUUGUGAUCAUGUUGAGAAAAAAGUUGGUAAGAGACGAACUUAUGUAACAUUCCCGCGAUCAGAAGCAACGGUUGAAACAAUAAAAUCAAUGGCCGGGAAAUCGAAUGACUCAAAACUAUUAGCGAAACUAGAAAGCCCUCAAUCUAUUGCUUAUCAUUCGACUUGUUUGUCAUCGUAUCAGAUUUCACUGAAACGAAAACAUGAGGAACAUCCAGAGCCAGGAUAUUGGCACAAAAAUCGCCAAUUUCACCAGUUAGCAUUCAAUGCAAUUUCCGAAAUAAUAACUGCGGAAAUUAUUGAGAAAAAUCGCGUUAUGUAUCUUACUGAUUUGUUAUUUCAGUAUAAAUCAUUGCUGUUGGAAUUUGCUGAAGGUCAAGUACGCGCUGAAGAUUUACAGGAAUAUCGUGCUGAAAACUUAGAAAAUAAAAUUAUAAAAGCUUUUGGCGAUCGAAUUACUGUAGAGUCAUCCAUGGGGACACCAAAAAGGAAAAUUGUCUAUCAGUAUGACAUGAACACGUCACGAUUAGUUAGUGAAAUAGCUAAGUUAGAAUCAAAUGAGAAGAAUCGAUGCAGAGAUGUCGCUUACGAAUUGCGAAACUGUAUAACAUCUGUAGAAAGUACGAAGCUGCCAGAUAAUCUAACUCCAGAAGAUAUUAUUCUCGGAGAGUGUAAUAUUCCAGAACAACUUUUUAAUUUCGUGUGCGACUUAGUUCAAGGACCAGAUACUCGUCGUAAAAAUUCAAGUGACGACUUAGUGAAAAUUAAGUCUAAGAAUCGAAUCGAGAAAGACUCCAAGACUUUGAGCAGUAUUGUUGAAAGGAUCAAGAAAACAAUGAAUCCUUUUUCUGAAAGUGUAGACAAAGACAGUUUGUUCAAUUUGUCAACUGGUAAAGCAGCAUCCUUAAAUGUUACCAAUUUUUUGCUCAACGUUAAGUCUUUAAGUCAAGAACAAAAGUCAAAAUUUUUUUCGGAUUGCUUUGAAGAUUCAACAAGAUUUGUGAGACCGAUAACUCGUAAUAAAAUACAUAACUUCGCUUCAGAUUGUGUUAAAAAAAGUAUUAAGAGUACCACCGGAGACAAAAAAACAUUAAUUAAAAUGGAACGAGAUAUUUUUGGCCGUCUGUUAGCAAUUGCUAUAAAUCAAAAAGUUGACAUUGAGUACUGUCUAUCAUUCCCGCUAGCACCUGUACCUCCCGCACUAUUUCACUGUUCAGGUGACAUGAUGAAGACGGACAAAUCAACUUUAAGUAAACAAUUGACGGCAAAGAUAGCACCAGCUAAUCCCGGACAAAUCCCAGUGACAUCUUUGAUGAAACCAAAAUUGAUGCAGUCCAAGAGUUUACGUGCCUUAUAUAUGGACUCCCAAAGUGUCAAAGUGUAA
Arctia plantaginis is the source of this 1809-nucleotide messenger RNA. The record is from the annotation of a GenBank genome assembly. NCBI's taxonomy places the organism in Eukaryota, Metazoa, Arthropoda, Insecta, Lepidoptera, Erebidae.